This is a messenger RNA of Macrobrachium nipponense, 3561 nucleotides long. RefSeq names its product RNA cytidine acetyltransferase-like. Gene Ontology annotation, cellular component: nucleolus; 90S preribosome. Gene Ontology annotation, molecular function: tRNA binding; ATP binding; 18S rRNA cytidine N-acetyltransferase activity. The transcript is spliced from 18 exons. Lineage: Eukaryota; Metazoa; Arthropoda; Malacostraca; Decapoda; Palaemonidae. The record is from RefSeq and is a predicted model, not a curated record. Gene Ontology annotation, biological process: rRNA acetylation involved in maturation of SSU-rRNA. Bases 27 to 3014 code for a protein of 995 amino acids.
AUUUUGACAGAAACGAAGUAUAAAAUAUGAAACGUAAGAUCGAUAACAGGGUUCGUAUCCUCAUAGAAAAUGGUGCUCUUAAAGGUCACAGAAGUCUGUUCGUGGUGGUUGGUGAUAGAGCUCGAGAUCAGGUUGUGUACUUACAUCAUAUGCUCUCCAAGACUAACUUGAAGCAGGCAAAUGUACUUUGGUGUUACAAAAAAUCACUGGCAUUUUCAUCGCAUCGUAAAAAGCGAAUGAAACAAUUGCAAGCUAAGGUAAAGACUGGAGACCUAAAUGUGAAUGAAGAUGAUCCAUUUGAAAUGUUUGUGUCGAUGACGGAAAUUCGAUACUGUUACUACAAAGAGACACAUAAGAUACUUGGAAAUACCUUCAAGAUGUGUGUUUUGCAGGAUUUUGAAGCUUUAACCCCCAACAUUCUGUGUCGAACAAUGGAGACAGUGGAAGGUGGUGGCAUCAUUGUAAUUCUUCUGCAAACUGUGACUUCACUUCGUCAGUUAUAUACAAUUAGUAUGGACGUUCAUUCAAGAUAUCGAACAGAGGCUCAUUGCCAUGUUGUUCCCCGAUUUAAUGAAAGAUUUAUUCUCUCUCUACCUUCCUGUUCAACAUGUGCUGUUUUGGAUGAUCAGCUACGUAUUCUUCCACUUUCAUCUCAUCUCAAAGACUUGCAGCCUGUCCCAAAACCAUCAGCUGAUGAUCCACUUUUGCCACAGGAACAAGAACUAAGGGAUCUUAAAGAGUCCCUUAAGGGAAACCCUCCAAUUGGAAUUCUUGUUGACUUAUGUAAAACACUAGAUCAGGCUAAGAGUGUCCUCCAGUUCAUUGUAGCUAUUACAGAAAAGACCUUACGGACUACAGUUGCGCUUACAGCUGGAAGAGGUCGUGGGAAAUCUGCUGCUUUAGGAAUAUCAGUGGCUGGUGCCAUUGCCUUUGGGUAUUCAAACAUAUUUGUUACUUCACCAAGCCCUGAGAACUUGAACACGUUCUUUGAAUUUGUUCUUAAAUCUCUCAAUGCAAUGGGAUAUGAAGAACACUUGAAUUACCAAGUUCUCCGAUCGUCUGAUCCUCAGUUCAACAAGUGUGUUAUGAGAGUUACAGUCACCAGAGAUAGACGCCAAGUUUUACAAUACAUCUUACCAAAUGAGAGCCAUUGCUUGGGUCAAGCAGAAAUAGUUGUUAUUGAUGAAGCUGCAGCCAUCCCGCUACCUCUUGUUCAGAAACUUCUUGGGCCAUAUUUGGUUUUCCUGUCCUCGACUGUGUCUGGAUAUGAAGGAACAGGGAGAUCUCUAUCCCUGAAACUGAUAGAUCAGCUGAGAAGAGAGGCACACUGUAAGCAGACUGAGAAAAAUUCAGGUGAAGAAACCCAGACUACAGUGUUAAGCAGAGUCUUGCAAGAGGUAACGUUAGAGGAAUCUAUAAGGUACAAGAAUGGGGAUCCUGUUGAGGGAUGGCUUCAUGAUAUUUUGUGUUUGGAAGCUUCCAUAUUUGACAUUCCAGUAGAUUUACCACCGCCUGAUAAAUGUCAGUUAUUUUAUGUCAAUAGAGACACUCUUUUUGCUUAUCACAAGGUAUCCGAAAAAUUCUUGGCACAAAUAAUGGGACUGUUGGUGUCAUCUCAUUACCGUAAUACUCCAGAUGAUCUUCAGAUGCUAUCCGAUGCCCCAGCUUAUCACCUGUUCGUGUUGCUUCCCCCCCAGCAAGAAAUGGAGGGUGAUUCAUUACCUCUAGUGUUGACUGUUAUACAGGUUGCACUAGAGGGUAAGAUUUCCAAGGAUUCAGUGAUGGCUGCUCUCACGGUUGGAGAAAAACCAUCUGGAGAUCUUGUACCAUGGACUGUCAGUAAUCAGUUCCAGAACUAUGACUUUCCACAAUUAUCAGGAGCACGUGUUGUUCGGAUAGCUACUCAUCCACACAUUCAAGGGAAAGGCUAUGGAAGCCAUGCCCUUUCCUUACUUGAAGCGUACUAUGCUGAAGUUAGUCCACAUGCAGACUAUGUGGAGUCAACAAAAAGUGAAACAACACACUUGAAUGUGGUGCAGGAUGAACAGGUGGGACUUUUAGAAGAAAAGAUAACUCCAAAUCCACAUUUGCAGCCCCUCUUACAGGCCCUGGAUGAGAGAUCACCUGAACCACUGCAUUAUCUUGCUGUGUCUUUUGGUGCAACACAGCAGUUGUUAACUUUCUGGAAACGUGCUGGUUUUACUCCAGUAUAUUUGAGCCAAGUUGCAAACAGCAUAACAGGAGAAUUCACCAUAAUUAUGUUGAAAGUACUCAGCGAGACAAAAGAGGACAGAGCCACAUCAUGGUUGUCUGAUCUGUGGUUUGAUUUUAGGAAAAGAAUGCUCUCUCUUCUUGGUUUAACCUUCAGGGAAUUAACUUGCAAGUUUGCCCUCAGCAUCAUCACAAGCAAUAUAUACAAAAAAAAGAGUGAAGUUUCAGGUUUACUUGAGCUUGAUCUUUAUGUUACACAUGGAGACACCAAAAGGCUGGAUGAAUUCCUUAGGCAUCAGUGUGAAGCCCUCCUUAUUACAGACAUCAUUUCAGGAGUUGCACGUUUAUAUUUUAGUAACAAGUUAGGAGCUUUCAAAUUGAAGCCUGUACAAACAGCAAUCUUGUGUGGCAUUGGCAUUCAGCAUAAAGCAGCCCAGACUCUUGCAGAUGAACUUGGUAUUGAUCGUAGUAUCAUCAUGAGCCAAUUCCAUAAUCUUAUUUUUGAAGUAACUAAACAGAUAAAAUCUGUUCGUCAGAAGGUGGAAGGAAGAAGGGUUAUUGAUGGAAAGUCUUCGUGUACUGAUGAAAAAUUUGUCUCCAGCAUUGAGGAAAGUGUCAAGAUAAUGAAAGACAAGGAAGCAAGUGACAGAGAAAAGGUUUCGCAGAUGAUUGAUUUAACACAAUAUAAGAUUAAAACAAAAGAGGAAGAAGAAUUGGUAACUGCUAAGAAGACAAAAAGUAAGAAGAGGUUGUUAGUAGAUGCAGAGCAAGAAAAGAAAAGCAAGGUGCCGAAGAAGACUUAGAAUUUUAUAUUUGUUUGAGCAAAAUUACAUGAUACAUUAUAUUGUAUUUUAUUUUUAACAUAAAAAAUCUGAAUAAAAAGCUUGCAAAAUUACUGUGUUCUGCAAAAGUUUGGUUGUAAAGAUGAAGUUUUAAAUUAAAGCAUUGAAAUGUUUUUCAUAGCAUAAUUCAUUUUGCCAGGGGUGUUGUAUUUGGGAUUAAUGGUUAUGGGUAACAUCUUCAAAGUUUUAGUUAAGAGGGGACACACAAUUCAAAACCUUCCCCAUUCUGCAGAAGAGAAAAUGUAAAUAUUCAAGUAAUUGCUAUCUGGUUUCUGAAUAUCUUCAACUUUUAAAAUAAGUGAAGAUAUGAAGUUUUGGCCACAUGGUCAUUUGGCACCAUUGUGAGAAGGUAAGGAUAAGUGAAUUUUCAUGAAUAAAUAUGAUCCUUGUUGAAAACACAUGACAGUCAAAUGCAAAUGCACAAAAUUUAUGCAUAUCAUUCUCACAGUCAUAUGUCAAAGAAGUAUAUUCCUUAUAAAGUAAAUUAUAUAAAUCCUAGAAAUACCAA